UUGGCUCGGGAAUUUCUUUGUAGGCGCACUUGAAUUUGAUCGAAGUGUUGACAAUCGUUAUUAAAAAAUGCCACCGCAGAUUGCCACUGUCGACGACGAUUUGAAUCGUCUACUAAAAGAAAAAUUCACCAGUGAGUUUCGCACGGGUUACAUCAAUGUCGAUGGCGUUUGUUUACCAGAAUAUUAUGCGGAAUUUGCCGAUGCCAUUGAAAACAUGCAAGUUUACGAUGACGAUAUUUGGGUCUGCAGUUUUCCAAAAACUGGGACCACUUGGACGCAAGAGAUGGUGUGGUGCAUCGCUAAUAAUUUGGACUUUGAAGGAGCGAAAAUUGUUUUGUCCGAGCGUUUUCCAUUUCUCGACCAUUCGCCACUGUUCGACUACCGCACGAUAAUCCCUCGCACACCGGGUCUCGAACUACUACCGGAAUUGACGGCCAACAGCGUCGAGCACAUCAACAAGUUAGCGAGACCGCGUUUCAUCAAAACUCACCUGCCGUUCAACCUGUUGCCACGUCAAAUCCGAACAGCGGAGAAACAGCCGAAGAUCGUUUACGUGGCGCGGAACGCCAAGGACACCUGCAUCUCCUACUUCCACCAUUGCAAGCUGCUCGAGGGCUACCGCGGCGACUUCCUCGAGUUCUGCAGUCUGUUUCUCGGCGGCAAACUUUGCUUCGGCCCGUUCUGGAAUCACGUGCUGGCUUACUGGUCAGAGCGACAGCGGGACAAUUUUCUCUUCAUCAAGUACGAGGACAUGAAACACGAUCUGAGAGCCGUGAUAAAACGAGUCGCCGAUUUCUUAGGGAAGUCGUUGGCGCCAUGCGAAAUAGACAUUUUAAAGAGACACCUGAGCUUCGAGAGCAUGAAGGCGAACCCGGCCGUCAAUUACGAGGAAGUCGUGGAGCUAAACAAGAAAUACAAACUGAUCGAGACGGAUGGACAGUUCAUGAGAAGCGGACAGCUAAAUCAAUGGAAGGGAACGAUGUCGGACGACGUCAUCGCAAAAUUCGACAGCUGGACGGCUAAGAAUUUGAAGUCCAGUGGGCUUCGUUUGUAGAUUCUGUGUCGAAUUCUUUUGCUAAAAUUCAUUAUCUGUUUUAGUUUUAAUCUUUUGUCAA
Molecule: messenger RNA, 1115 nt
Organism: Phymastichus coffea
Lineage: Eukaryota; Metazoa; Arthropoda; Insecta; Hymenoptera; Eulophidae
Product: luciferin sulfotransferase-like
Exons: 5
Coding region: 68-1054 (328 amino acids)
Biological process (GO): sulfation
Cellular component (GO): cytoplasm
Molecular function (GO): sulfotransferase activity
Source: RefSeq, a predicted model, not a curated record